AUGGCCUCGGCGCAUUCCAAUGGCGCUGCCGGCAUCGGCUCGUCAAACGGCGGGGAGGUCGAUAUCCUCUCCCAGAUUCACCAGGCCCUCGAGGUCGUACACGCCCCCUACUCCGCCAACGGAGCUCGGAGGGAGGCGCAAGAGUUCCUCGAAAACGUCAAGGCCGUCGACGAAGCCCCCUUUCACGGCUACACCCUGGCCUCGAACAAGUCGCAGCCCGCCGUCGUCCGACACUAUGCGCUCUCGCUUCUCGACAAUGCCAUCAAGCACAAGUGGGCCGACUACACCACCGAACAGGCCUCGACCCUCAGGGGGUGGAUGCUGGAGCUGUGCCAGGGCAUCUCGCAAGCCGAUCCGUUGUACAUCAGAAACAAGACGGCCCAGCUCUGGGUGGAGGUGGCGAAAAGGUCGUGGGGCACCGAGUGGAUGGACAUGGACGAGCUGCUGGUUCAGCUUUGGCAGGUGCCCGACUCGGCCGUACACAAGGAGCUCGUCAUGACGGUCCUCGAGACGCUGGGCUACGAGACCUUCUUUGGCGAUGACGUCGUGGUGGCUAUGAGGCAGGGGGUCCUGUGCAAAGGUUGGACAGAAAUCACCACGCCCACUGCUGUGCUGGCCGAGGCGAUCAAGAACCGCAACCCAGCCCCCGAAGUGCGGUACGGUGACGAGGGCUGGCUGGUGCGGUUGGUGACUCUGCUCGAGCAAUGUCUCAACGGCGACAUCAACGGCAACAGCGAAGUGCGUUCCUGCGCCGUGAAGGCGCUCUCCGUCCUCAGCACGUUAAUGCCGUGCACCAUCCCCAAGGGCACCGCAGCCUCGAAAGUCGUCCCCGUCGCCUCCAGAGCGCUUGCUGCUUCCCAGGUGUCUGUCCAAAAGGGAGCUCUGGAGGUUUUGCAUGCCCUUUAUUCACGCGAUGACUUUUACGACGAGGAGUUCGCAGAGCUGGUGGCGCCCAUGUACGAGCAGGCGUCGGUCGGACUGCUCAAGGAGCUCUUUAACUGGUCAGUGGUCGAUGCCGAAGAUAUUGACGACGACAAAUACCAGUUUGCUAAGAAAUUUUCCGAGAUGCUGUCCUUACUUGGAAAUUAUCUUGAUCGAAAAUUCUCCGUCGUUCCCACGGGGUCAGAUAUCGAUGGUUUCCUGAAUCUUCUCGUUGUUGUAGCGCAAAGCCAGAGCCUCAUUGUGUCCAUCCCUGUGCUCGUAACGUGGACCCGUCUCCUCAACAACAGGUUAAUCGGGCAAAGUUCCGCCAACUCACAGCUCAUUGGGCCUCUGCUUGAGCUGUGCGGCUCGAGGCUCAUCAGAUACGAGAACCUGCCUGAAGACACGCAAGAUGCCACCUAUCUGUUCCUCAUGGAAGACACAGACACCAUGCCUGAGAGGCAUGCUUUCCUAGGCAACUACCGUCGCUACAGCAUGCAAGUCAUAGAGGCGAUUGUACAGCUGAAGCCGUCCGACGCCAUCUCGCACAUCCUGGGCCAAACCGAGCAGGUGCUGCACCAUCUGUACGAUGGACAGCCGAGCCUGAAUGUCGCCGCAUACGCGAAGCAUUCCAUGCCUGUUCUACGCGCCGAUGCCCACUUGACCGUAAUCGAUGCCGCCAACAAGGGCUACAUGAAGUGGAGGGCCAACCCAAUCCAACGCGGCAAUCCCGAUUAUGAUCAACAACGAUCGAGCCUCGAGGACGGCCUCGAAUCUUGGUGUCACAGGCUUCUGGAUAUGAACUUUGAAGACCCAAUGGUUCGCAAGAGGGUACUGCAAAUCCUGGUCCUCAUGUCAACAUCAGCACUCGAUAAGAGACCUCAGUUCAUGCUGAAGGUCCUCGAGCACAUACUAAUGACGUGGCCGGCGCCCCAGCCGGAACACCGUGCCUUCAACGAGGCCAUCAAGGACUUUCAGUCUGAAAGUAUGUUCGAACUGCAGAGGCUAGCAUCCAAGGUCCCCGAUCAUCUGCUUGCUGUUUAUGAUCAAGUUGAGACGCGGGUCCGUGACAUGGUCACUUCGGGGACGCUCGACGAGAAGCGACAGAUUGCAUAUCAAACAUUUCUGUUCAUCAUCGUUCACAGGGCGAGCAACAUUGAUCCCCAGGUCCAGAUGCAGCGAUUGGAAGGUUUCAUCGAGCCAAUCAAGGCUCAGUGGCAGAAUCCCGAGCUUAAGCAGGCUCUUUCGUCAUACUCUGGCUUCUGUGAGCUGAUGGCGCUAGAUAAAGCGAAGGCCUAUCUCAGGAAUCACGGAGCUCAUACUGUUAGUGACUGGGGCGCGUGCGAGCUGGAUGCUGAGGGCCUUGCUCUGCAGGCGGAGCUCGAAGACAGGCAAAAGAUGCUGCCCCUUCGACCGACCAAAUCUUUCCUGUCUUACUCUGUCGAAAAGCUGGAGAAGUCUUCCCAGCCCUUCCAGGCAUCAUACAGGCUCUGGAAUAACGAAGCCUUCCAGGCCAUCUUGCCUGAUCUUCUGCAAUUCCUCAGCCAUGCCCAUGCUUCGCACAACCCCGACAACUGGCCCGAAUUUCCCAAUGAGAUGGGCACUGUCGUCAAGAGAGUGCUCAGCGAUCGCUUUUGGCAGGCAGGCAUCUCGGAAGGCAGCAAAGACGAGUUCUACGCACGCGUAACAGAUAGGAAAGGGACGCUUGAAGGUCUUGCAUCGACCAUCAGAGGCUCGGUGCGGUUCGUGCGAGAGACAUGCUAUGCGAUUAUUUACUGCAUGAGCCGGCUCGAGACGUACUUUUACGGCUUUGGCGAACUGCCGAGCCCCCUCGCCGAGGCGUUGUUCCAGAACGCAGUCCACCUGUCUGCCCAUCAACAGAUCAAUCUGCUGAACCUGACGAGAUACCUGGUGGAUGAUUGUCCGCUGGAACAGCGCGAGCACUUCCUGCCGCCGCUCCUGGCGAAUUGCUUCCGACAGAUGGACGCGAAGAUCAGUUCUGAAUGGAAGAGGCUUGAGGACCAACAAAAGAUUGACGUCGGAAGCGAUGACCUGACCGAGGAGAUGAAGUCGGAGAGCAUCCUGCGUCAGGUCACUCACACGGCAGUCAUCAUGGUCGCCGAUUUCCUUGACCCUACGAAGCGAAACCCCGCGCCGCUGCGGCCACAGGACCCUCCCAAACGAUACCCGACGCUUAGAAAGUUCUGUCUCAUGCACUCAAGCAUUGUCGAGCCUCUUCUUUUGUUCAGUACGCACGCUAUCCGAAUGAGAGAUGGGAGGUGCUGUAACAUCAUUCUGCGUGUCUUCCGAUCGAUUGUGCCCGACUUCCAGUCGUCCGAUGUAACAGCUGCAGGUGGCGAUGGCAACACACAACAGGACGGCGGCGCAGAUCCCUGGCUCGACACGACGGCCAUCGACCACGAGAGGGCCACGCAGAUACGCGAAUACAUCUCAACACAGGUGCUCGAGGCGUGCGUGACAUCGUUCCACGAGCCGUACUUUGUCGACCUGCAGAAGGAUCUCGCGUCGCUCAUCGCGGCGAUCGUGGUCCACUACAUGACGCUGACGGACUCGCCGAAGAAUUUCCUCCUCAGCAUCCCAGGCGUCAAGUUCAAAGACUUUGAGAAGCUCGGGGAGUUUGCGCCGAAGCCCAGCUCCGGGUCGCGCCAGCAGCGGGCGCUCGUGCUACACCUUUUGAAGGACGUCAAGGGCGUGAGCAUGGCCGAGAUGCACAAGCUGCCCAAGAGCGGGCUGCCGGCUGUGCAGAAGAAGCCGGCGCGCAGCAAGAUGGCGCAGGAGUUUAUGACGCCCGCGGACGAGGCGGGGUCCAAGGGGCAGCCAUCGACGGGCGUCGCGGAUGACAGCCUCGUUGGACUCGCCAACUUGUUCGACGCGUAG
Molecule: messenger RNA, 3819 nt
Organism: Verticillium dahliae VdLs.17
Lineage: Eukaryota; Fungi; Ascomycota; Sordariomycetes; Glomerellales; Plectosphaerellaceae
Product: MSN5 protein
Exons: 8
Coding region: 1-3819 (1272 amino acids)
Biological process (GO): RNA export from nucleus; protein export from nucleus
Cellular component (GO): cytoplasm; nucleus; RNA nuclear export complex
Molecular function (GO): RNA binding; small GTPase binding; nuclear export signal receptor activity
Source: RefSeq, a predicted model, not a curated record